UACUCUCCCCGUCACAUGGCCGCUGCGCCCCCGCCCCCUCGCUGCCAUUAGAUCCUCGCCCUCCUCCCCGCGACCCUCGCCUCUGCUCUGCUCUGCUCCGCGUCGCGUCGCAUUGACCCCGCGCUGCUCCCUGCUCCACGUCCCGCUCCGGCUCCGCUCGCGCCGCCCCGUCCAGUCCAGAGGCCGUGGCUGAGCAGCCGCACGGCAGGAAGGGUGUCGCUCGGAGCCGCGCCGUCGUCUCUCAGAUAAGAAGCUGCUUCUGAUUCCCGCUCUAUCAUCAGUUAGUUGGCACAAGUGCCAGGCUGCCAGUCAUAUCAUUCUUGGAGAGAACAGGGAACAUUGAGAUUUCAAUCAUGGAUUCAUUUCAUCAGAAAUAGUCUGCAAAUCAUCCGUUGGGUUCAACAGUCAACCAGUGUUUGAGUAAAAUUUCGAUGUGAACAGAAAACUGUCGUAAUUAUCGAGAAAAAAUGGGGGACGAAUACCUGGCCGAACCUGAGAAUGAGGUUGCACAAUCAAUGUGGCCUGAGAAUAUAGGAGAUAAACACCAGAGACAGUUCAGAAUGGAAAAUUUUAGGAAGGACCAAGAUGCUUUUAAGGAUUUUAAGUUCGAUCAGAAGCCUGUUCAUGUGGAUUUUCAGCGGCUUAUGGAAAUGGCAAAUUCUGACAAAGGUGUUUCUCAUAUGCAAUACUUUAUGAAGCACUGGGAAUAUAAGAGAGCCAAUGCUGCUCGGCUUCUGGAGGAAGAGCUUGGUCUUCUCAGCCAACAGAGGAAAGAGAUCGAGCAAAACAAGCAACAAAUCUUGGAGGAGCAACGGUUUCAGGAUGAGAGUUAUUAUGCCGUAAAGCGGCAUGUACCUAUACUGGAUGAAGUUUACGAAGAUGAAUGGAAGCGUCCGAGUAAAAAGAAUGAUGAACUUUCUCGUAAUAGAGAGCCUAAAAUAGAUGUGGACUAUGAUAGUGUUGCCUAUUGGAAAGAGAGAGCAACUCAGUUAGAAAAAACACUUGAGGAAAGCAUUCAAAGGGAGCGUUCGUUGGUUGAAAAAUUAGAAGAAAAUAUAAAGAAUCUACAGUCACACACACCAGCAGAGGAAUUCUCUGGGAUGUUAAAACGUGCUGAUUACUUCUUGCACUUGGUUCUUCAAAGUGCUCCUAUUGUUAUUGCCCAUCAGGAUGCUGAUUUACGGUACCGUUUCAUUUUUAAUCACUAUCCAACACUUGCUGAUGAGGAUGUUAUUGGUAAGACAGACUAUGAGAUAUUGUCAGGUGAGGGCAUAGAAGAGAUGAAUUGUGUCAAGCGAGAAGUUAUGGCCACUGGAAUAGCAACUAAAAGAGAGUUUGCAUUUAACACACCAAUGUUUGGAGCAAAGACAUUUGUGACAUACAUCGAGCCAGUUUUCAGCAAAGGUGGGGAAACAAUUGGUGUGAAUUAUGUUGCAAUGGACAUAACAGAUCAGGUCAAAAGAAGAGAGAAGAUGGCAGACAUAAGGGUGAGGGAAGCUAUCCAAAAUGCCAAGGAAACAGAACUUAGCAGAUCUCUUCACAUAACAGAGGAAACAAUGCGAGCAAAACAAAUGCUAGCCACCAUGUCCCAUGAGAUCAGAUCUCCACUUUCAGGUGUUCUUAGCAUGGCCGAAAUUCUUGCAACUACCAAACUGGAUAAAGAACAACACCAGCUGCUACAAGUUAUGUUAUCCUCUGGAGAUCUUGUAUUGCAGCUGAUCAAUGACAUCCUUGAUCUUUCAAAAGUGGAGUCAGGGGCUAUGAAACUAGAAUCUACGACGUUCAGACCGAGGGAAGUAGUUCAACAUGUACUCCAAACUGCUGCAGCUUCUCUGAAGAAGGAAUUGACCCUUGAAGGGUGCAUAGGUGAUGAUGUCCCAGUGGAGGUCAUUGGUGAUGUUCUAAGGGUUCGACAAAUUCUGACCAACUUGAUCAGCAAUGCAGUCAAGUUUACACAUGAAGGGAAGGUUGGCAUAAAUCUUCAGGUUGUGCAUGAGCAACAACCAGGAUGCAAAAUGGAACACGAGAAAGUUCAUAAGCGAGCUUAUCCUGGCACCCCAAUUACUACUGCAGCAGAAAAUUCUUGUCUCUCUCCAAGAAAUUGUGAUAAAGAUACAUUGAACUGCUCGAAGCAUGAAGAUUUUGUUCAGAAUGGCGUUCCAACAUGUGAAAACUUCAGGGAGGAUCAUGAGAGGGAGGAAGUCGUUUGGCUUCGGUGUGAUGUUUAUGACACUGGAAUAGGAAUACCAGAGAAGUCAUUACCAUUGCUGUUUAAGAGGUACAUGCAAGCCAGUGCUGAUCAUGCAAGAAAAUAUGGUGGGACAGGGCUUGGCCUUGCAAUCUGCAAGCAGUUGGUGGAGUUGAUGGGUGGUACUCUGACUAUAGUCAGUAGAGAGAAUGAAGGAUCAACAUUUACAUUUGUGCUGCCUUGCAAAAUCCCUGUAAAAGAGGAGCACAGUGAUGAUCCAGAUGAAGUGCAUAGUUCUCAGAAUGGUUUCACGAACAGUGAUAUAGAAGGUUCCUUCCUUUUCAAGCCACAAAUGCGAACUUCUCUCCUGUCGACAGGAGUUUCAGUAAUAAGCAACUCAAAGUUAUUCGGUGCCAAGCUUAUGUGCUACGAUCCACCUGACAUAUUGGAUGAUCGCAAACCGUUCUCAAAUGGCUUCACAUCAAAGGAACAGGAUUUUGCAAGUUGUACCUCUGAUGCUCACCAGUCAAAUGGUGCUAGUGUAAGGAGCACAGCUGAAAAACAACAUGAUGAUGAAAUGGUCCUUGAACUGAAUAGUCAAGCCGAACGUGUUUCCAGUUCCCAAGGAGACACGGUAUCUGUUUCAGGUUCUAGCUGUCAGAAAACGGGACCAUACAAAAUUCUAGAAGCAGAAUCACUCCACAAGAAAUCCAAGUGUUCUCCAAUUGGCAACAAGGCAAAGAUCCUCCUAGUUGAAGAUAACCGGGUCAACAUAAUAGUGGCAAAAUCAAUGCUGGAGCAGCUGGGACAUGGUAUAGAUAUUGUAAAUAACGGGAUGCAAGCAAUCCGUGCAGUUCAGCAUCAUCAAUAUGAUCUUAUUCUGAUGGAUGUUCACAUGCCAGAAAUGGAUGGCCUACAAGCCACUAAACAUAUCCGUUCUUUUGAGAGCACCGGCUUUUGGGAUGCUUCUGUGAAGCCUGAGGAUGAUCUGAUGAUAGCUGACCCUGCUAUUUCAUCAGAUUGUACACAUGCAAAAAGGCAAGGGCAGAGGGUUCCUAUAAUUGCGAUGACAGCAAAUUCAUUUUCUGAGAGUGCCGAUGAAUGCCUUGCUGCAGGCAUGGAUUCCUACAUAUCUAAGCCUGUGAACUUUCAGAAUAUAAAAGAAUGCCUGCAGCGGUAUUUGCCAUCUCAAUGACUAACCAAUUAUUGUAAAGUAGAAAGUUAAUUUUAGCUUAGGAAAGUUUUGUGAAAUCACAUCGGUCUUUUUCUUGUAAAUCAAUGUUGUAAUAAAUAUAGUGUAUCCUGUCUUGUCGACCACUUUACCUUACUAUUGGGAGACGGAGACGGAACUCUUUUUUACAGAGCCUUCUGAAUCUGACCUAACCCCAUCAGUAAGAUCGGAUAGCUGACUCAAACUUUAGGAUCCUCAUUUGUUGUAAGAGACAUAAUUCCUGUAUAUAAUUGUUAUGGAGGUUCUUAUCCUUUAGCAGUUAGCCAUCUACCAACUGUAUCAGGAGCAACAUCAGUUUUAUGAUGAUGUGACAGAGAACCAAAGAUAUCAUACUGAGGUG
Molecule: messenger RNA, 3759 nt
Organism: Panicum virgatum (switchgrass)
Lineage: Eukaryota; Viridiplantae; Streptophyta; Magnoliopsida; Poales; Poaceae
Product: probable histidine kinase 1
Exons: 13
Coding region: 468-3383 (971 amino acids)
Biological process (GO): phosphorelay signal transduction system; protein autophosphorylation
Molecular function (GO): histidine phosphotransfer kinase activity; phosphorelay sensor kinase activity
Source: RefSeq, a predicted model, not a curated record